Saprolegnia parasitica CBS 223.65 is the source of this 763-nucleotide messenger RNA. RefSeq lists its product as hypothetical. The record is from RefSeq and is a predicted model, not a curated record. Lineage: Eukaryota; Oomycota; Saprolegniomycetes; Saprolegniales; Saprolegniaceae. Bases 13 to 738 code for a protein of 241 amino acids. The transcript is spliced from 2 exons.
GCCAAGAGAGGCAUGAACGUCACGGGACUUAUGCUGGACCCAGCAAAGGAGCGCGACCGACUGCGGAGCCAAGCGAGCCAGCGACGGUACCGCGCGCGCAAGAAGCAGAAAGACACGCGGCUGCUCGCGGCCGUGGCCGAGCUCUGGUCCGAGAUCGCGCAGCUUGAGCAGGCGCGGCUGCCGCGCGGCGUCGCAACCUUCACGGGCGUCUCGCGCAUCGGUCGCGACUUUUACAAGCACUUUGAAUUUGGCCUCCACGUUCCGACGCACGAGCAGCAGCGCCAGUUCGCGUACAGCAUGACGUCAUCGUCGCUGGUCUUCAUGGGCGAGCCGAACGGCCUCGCCAUGAUGUUCAAGCAGCUCGCGCUCUACGCGUCGGUCUUUCCAAUGUGCCACCAAGUGUGCGAGUCGGCCGAGACGUGCGCCGUCACGGACGACGACAUCGUCGUCAAGUGCCGCGUACGCCUCCAUCUGCGCCUCUCGCGCAAGUCCGUCGCGACCAUCUACCCGUCGCUGCUCGCGAACGAGCCGCUCGUGCAGCGGCUCAUCGGGCAGACGCUCGUCGUGCCCGUGGUCUCCUACUUUUACGUCGACAAGGCGUCGUCGACGGUCCACAACAUUGAGGUCGACGCUGAUAUCGUGGCCGCUGCCAUCAAUCUCCUCGGCAGCGUCGAGGUCGCAGCUGUCGCGCUCUCGGCGUCCAAGCUCCUCGCGUCGGGCCCGAUCCAGCCGUCGUAGGCUCCGUUGAAUAAUAAAUCCAGUG